This is a messenger RNA of Malaclemys terrapin pileata, 2949 nucleotides long. RefSeq names its product transmembrane protein 116-like. Gene Ontology annotation, molecular function: G protein-coupled receptor activity. NCBI's taxonomy places the organism in Eukaryota, Metazoa, Chordata, Testudines, Emydidae. The transcript is spliced from 12 exons. Gene Ontology annotation, cellular component: plasma membrane. The record is from RefSeq and is a predicted model, not a curated record. Bases 981 to 2081 code for a protein of 366 amino acids. Gene Ontology annotation, biological process: adenylate cyclase-activating G protein-coupled receptor signaling pathway.
ACUGGCAACAAAAAGCUGUGUUGGAAAGACUGGGCUGUGUUCACUCAGCCUGCACACACUGUUCCUACUCACAGCUAUGGCUGCGCCCACGAGGAGCCAAUGAAACCAUCGCUGAAGGCAGCAUGGCAUCCUGUGGCUCGGGGCCGGGAGCUGGCAUUCCUGGCUCGGAGACUCCCUUCCUCACUCUAGGCCUUAGUUUCCCCCUGCUGUAGCAUGGAGAUCAUGUUCGCCCACGUCGGGGAAGUGGGGCGCCAACUGUAAAGCGCUGUAUGUGACGGUGUUGUCACCCGAGCAGGGGAAGUUGAGUGGCACUGAAACAAUGGGUUAAAUUCAGAGCGGUUGGGAGAGGUGAUGUAAGCCGUGCACCCACGCAUUGGGCCGAGCGGCUGUGAGGUGCCUGCUCAGUGAAGGUGUGAGUGAAAGGAAGCAGGGGAGGGGGCGGCUAGUGUUGAAUUUUGCACCUUUUACACCGUCUUAGGGGUUGUUGGUUUUUGGCAACGUUCCUGCCUGGCCCCUCAGCUGUGAGUUAUGUCAGCCCCACCCCCUCCCUGGGUGAUGAUGUGGGGAUGGGUCUGGGGUGAUGCGACAUGCAGAGAGAGAGGUGACUUGUCCCCUCUUGCAAUCCCUGUGGACCGGGUAUCUAAUCCCCACCUCGAUCCAGCCAUGGUGGCUUCAGGGUGCUCUGGGAAGCUGCUGGGCAUCAAGGGAAGGCUUCUGCCUCGGCCCCUUUGUGAGAUAGUGGAAGGCUGGCUGGGCGGGUUGCUCCAGGCACGCUCUCCAGGCUGCUACCCCCUCCCCGGGACAGGGGUGUGGAACAAACCAAACAAGCAAAGGUUACAGCAGCAGUUCAGUCAGCAGCAACCUGCGAGGGAGAGAGGCUCCCGGGUGCUGAGCGCCACCACCGCCUGCAGGAGCCCAGCCCAGGAGGAGGAGCUGGGCGGCUUUUUGCUCUGGAAUCAACAGAAGAGGCUCCAGCCGGCAUGGAGGUGACGAGUCAAGGGAACAGCGCGUCAGCGCUGUCCAACGACAAGAUCUUUGUGCUGACACACGUCUACCUGGCAGCCUUAUCUCUGAGUCUCGUCGGCAGCGGCUCGGUCCUUGCUGUAUCCACCCUCAGGAGGAGAUGCUUCCACAGCCAGCUGCGCCCCCUCUUCCUGCUGUCCCUGGCAGACUUCCUGGCUGCCUUGGUGCUGAUCAUCACGGCUGCCAUCCAGCUCCUUCCAGCCCAGCGCUUUGUCCUGGCUUACGAGUUCUGCCCCUACGGCCUGAUGCUGGCCAUGAUGUUCUACGCGAUCUCCUUCCUGAUGGUCAUUGUCUACGCGUACGAGGUGAACCGCACCAUCCAUGGCUGGAGAGUGACGCACGUGACAGCUCUGCAGGAGAGGCGCAGGUGCACGGAGAGGGCACAGCACUGCCUGCCCUACGUCCUGGCCUGGCUGCUCCCCGCCCUCACUUUCCUGGGCCAGCUGCUGUUGAGAGGCGCGUCGGUGAGAGACAUCGCUCCCAUGUCCAUCGAACCCGUCCGGCCCCGUACGGCCAACCACUCCCGAGGGGCCGACAGCCUGUACUGCUCCAGCUGCCUGAUCCUCAUCCACCGCUCCCAGGACGUCUGCGAUAAGUACGCAGGGGGGAAGGACACUGGCCUGGAGAUGAAAAUCAUCUUCUUCAUGUACCUGCUGCUGGUGCUCAGCUGCAGCACAUUCCUCUACUGCAGGGUGAAGCUCUGGUGCAGGAGGAACAGUGAGGCGCGGUUUCUGAACAUGGAGAAUGACGGCUUCGCCAGCAGGAACAUCCAGAGCGUGUGCAAAAUUUCUCGCUGCUUCCAGCUGGUUUUCCUGAUCUGCUGGACACCAGCCUUCCUGCUCAGCAUCCUCUCCUUCACCAGCAUCAAGCCCACCUCCAUCUUUGCACUUCAUGUUGCCGUGGCCCUGACCAUGUCCCUCCAAGGGCUCCUGCACAGUUUGGUCUACGGCUGGCUGCGGCAGAACUUCCGCCAGGAGGCUCUGGGGGAGACGCUCCCCUUGAGAUACUACCCCGGCCUUAAAGCCUUCUACGACGAAUCGUUUGGUGUUGAGGGCUAGGAGAGUGCCUGCAUCGUUCUCUGCUGCUCGCUGGGCCCCACGUCUGCAGCAGUCGCUGGGCAUUUCGGAGGAGCACUACAAAGCUUCUCUCCUCACUGGGGGCUGUUCCCCCUGGACAGUGCACCAGGCAAUGAGGAAUCAGCCCUGUACUGACUUUGUGGGGCAGCCUUCCUGGAACACAGGGACCUGCACUGAUUUCACCACCCUUCUGGCUCAUGAGAAAUAACUUUGAAACACGGCAUUAGAGCCACACCUGCUCCUGGAAGCAAGUUAGCCAAAGCAGCAACAUCGUUCGCAAUUGUUGUGUGACCAACUGUGGUUUGCUUAAGGGCAGUUAAAGGCCCAGAGCUGAUGCUGGCUGCAAGGGAGAAGAGGCCAAGGCCUUACUUAAAUUCCCUCCCACCUACACUGCUGUCCUUCCCUCAUCUCUAAAGUAGCUUCUGCAAAAGGCUGGGAGGGAUGGACAGCCUCCUCUCCCCCCCGUGGGGACCCUGGGGCUGCUGCAGGCCUCUGAGCCAGAAGGGAGCUUGAAGGAACCGUGGCUCUCACUAGGACAAGGCCAUAGGAUGUAGAGUAGAAGCUCUGUGGAGCAAUUCUCUUGCACAAUGGAUUGAUUCCAGUUACGGUGGGGCCGAGAGCCCCCGUCAUGGAGCAGGACCCUGUCUGUGCCAGGCACUGUACCCAGCUGUGUGGGUGUUCAUGGCUUGGGAACAGCUUGUAUUAAUUUAAACAUGAAAGGAGAUAACGGGGGUGCAGAGACUACUGGCAAUUGAAUUUUAAUUGUGGCUGGCCCGAGGCGGCAGUAGAGUUUGCUUGUCCCUCAAGCCCUGUCUCUACUCACUUGAGAAUAAAAAACCUUAACCCUUUC